GACAAUCGAUACAUGGCGCGCAUGCGCGGAUUUAACUUAACUGUAACCGACGGCUGCUCGUCACAGAAAUCACUCUCUCGAAAUGGAUCUGGGCGACUCCAAGCUGCGCGCGGUUCGCGUGCUGGGUCAGGGCACCUUCGGCCGGGUGUUCCUGUGCCUGCAGAGCGAGGGACGCGGCCAGCCGGACAGGAGGGUGUGCGUCAAGCGGAUCAUCGUCCGCAACCCAAAGACCGAGCUGGGGCUGAUCAAGGAGGAGGUGUACAUCAUCUCGCAGCUGCGCCACCCGCACAUCGUCGAGUUCCUGCGCUCCUUCAGCCACGCCGGCACGGUGAACAUAGUGAUGGAGUACGUCCCCAAUGGCACUUUGCGAGAUGUCAUCCAGCAGCUACCGCCGGGAACGGGCGGUGUCCACCAUGAACGGCUACUCCGCUUCUUCCGCGACAUGGUGGUGGGCCUCGAGUACCUGCACAUCCGCCGCGUCAUACAUCGCGACAUCAAGCCAGAGAACAUGCUUCUCGACGCCUCGGAUCGCGUGAAGAUCGCCGACUUCGGGAUCUCCAACGUGCAUGCGCCCAGCACCCAGCUGCAGGCCGGCAUGGGCACGCCCAUGUACAUGGCCCCGGAGGCGAUGUCCAGCCAGGGCAAGGUGGACUUCAAGUCGGACGUGUGGUCGCUGGGGCUGGUUCUCUACGAGCUGUGCCUGGGGCGCAGUCCCUUCACCGCUCUGCUCGACAAGAACGCCACGGCUGCCCAACUGCAGGCCGUGGUCCAGGCGCUGGUCCGCCCACGGCUCGACUGUCAGCUCAUCCGGCGCCUCUACGAUCCCGUGUGGGCGCACGUUUGCGAACAGAUGGUGGUUUACGAGCAAGAGCGCCGCAUCUGCCUGCCGGAUCUAUUCCACCUGGACGCCAGAAUCACUGCGGCCCUGUACAGGCACUACUUCAGCUACAGCUACUAAUGGGGACUGCGAUACCCUGGAGCAAUUGUCAUUAUUGUACUCUUAGAACUAGGCUAGGCUAAGCAAUAAACUAAGCUUUGGACUGUGA
Molecule: messenger RNA, 1046 nt
Organism: Drosophila suzukii
Lineage: Eukaryota; Metazoa; Arthropoda; Insecta; Diptera; Drosophilidae
Gene: png
Product: pan gu
Biological process (GO): protein autophosphorylation; peptidyl-serine phosphorylation; autophagosome assembly
Cellular component (GO): phagophore assembly site; cytoplasm; autophagosome
Molecular function (GO): protein serine/threonine kinase activity; ATP binding
Source: RefSeq, a predicted model, not a curated record